AUGCCACGUCUUCGUCGACUAAGUCUUGUUGGUAGUGCACCUAAAGAUCUUCAUCAUAUAUCAACAAUACUUCUUGCUGCUCCAAAUCUCUUUCGUUUGGAUCUGAAUUAUAAUACAUUAAUACUUUUACUUGAUAAUAAAGAUAUUUGUAAACUUCUUCAACAACGUAUAACUGCUUUAACAAUCAAUAAUAUGUCAUCAUGUUUAACAAAUACAAAAGGACAUAUACAACAUAUUGCUUCAAUAUUUUUACAUCUUCGACAUUUAUAUAUUGAUAUGAGAUCCUUAGAUGGCACAAUAGAUUUAGUAGUUUUAUGUUAUUAUGAUGAAUUUUCUAAACAACAAGCACCACUUAUUUCACUCUGUGCUGAUGGUAAACCAUCGAAUGAAAUGAAAAUUGAUGCUAAAAAAUGGUUAAUAAAUCAAAGAAAUCAUCUUCAAUAUAAACAAUUUGCAGCUUUUUUUAAUGAAAAAGCAGGUAGAUUACUUAUUUGGAUGUGA
Molecule: messenger RNA, 501 nt
Organism: Rotaria sp. Silwood2
Lineage: Eukaryota; Metazoa; Rotifera; Eurotatoria; Philodinida; Philodinidae
Source: the annotation of a GenBank genome assembly